AGUUCAUCUGCGAAGAAUUGCCAUGCUUUCGACAUUCGGUAGCCAUCUUUCUUUUUUGGUAAAUUCUGACAAAGUGAGAAGAAGCCUACACAAUGCAGUUAUUCGUGCGUGGUUUAGAAAACAUCGAAACGUUGGAGGUUCGACCAGAUAUAACAAUCGGCGCGGUGAAGAAUGAAAUCGCCCAACUUCAUGGCUUUAAUAUCGAAGAAAUCGUUCUCAAUUGUGAAGGCAGUGCUCUAAGUGAUGAAGUCCCUGUCACAGCCCUAUCAUCAUUCGAAUUAGAUAUUACUUUGCCGAUGUUAGGUGGUAAAGUGCAUGGGUCUCUAGCACGUGCCGGCAAGGUAAAAGGUCAAACCCCGAAGGUAGAGAAGCAAGAAAAGAAAAAGAAGAAGACUGGUCGUGCCAAAAGACGCAUACAAUACAAUCGGCGUUUCGUCAACAUUGUGCCUGCAUUUGGUCGCCGUCGUGGCCCUAAUGCAAAUUCUUCAUAAGUGGAGUACGAUACCUUUGGU
This is a messenger RNA of Glossina fuscipes, 512 nucleotides long. RefSeq lists its product as uncharacterized. The coding region runs from base 93 to 491 and encodes 132 amino acids. NCBI's taxonomy places the organism in Eukaryota, Metazoa, Arthropoda, Insecta, Diptera, Glossinidae. Gene Ontology annotation, molecular function: structural constituent of ribosome; protein binding. Gene Ontology annotation, biological process: translation. Gene Ontology annotation, cellular component: cytosolic small ribosomal subunit; ribosome. The record is from RefSeq and is a predicted model, not a curated record. The transcript is spliced from 3 exons.